This is a messenger RNA of Phytophthora infestans T30-4, 1395 nucleotides long. RefSeq names its product Drug/Metabolite Transporter (DMT) Superfamily. The record is from RefSeq and is a predicted model, not a curated record. Gene Ontology annotation, molecular function: antiporter activity. The transcript has 2 exons. The coding region runs from base 1 to 1395 and encodes 464 amino acids. NCBI's taxonomy places the organism in Eukaryota, Oomycota, Peronosporomycetes, Peronosporales, Peronosporaceae. Gene Ontology annotation, biological process: UDP-glucose transmembrane transport. Gene Ontology annotation, cellular component: cis-Golgi network; endoplasmic reticulum-Golgi intermediate compartment; Golgi apparatus.
AUGGCGCAGGCGGGCGACAGCGACAGCGGACCGCUGCCCACGCUCGCGGCGUCGGCUCUAGCGGCCCAGGGCGCCAGCAGUGAGGACAAGACUGUCACAUUAGUGGCAACGUGCUCUUUCAUGUUGUCUCUAGCUCUCGGGCUGCGAUUAUUGGGCUUCUACCUGGCCAAGACACGUCGACGACGUAAGCGACUUCGUCUACUGCCCAGACUGGGUAUUUCCGUGCCAUUCCCAGCCGCUCUGCACGCUUUAGACGUGAGUGUAUUCGUGGUGCUCUGGUACGCCGUCAGUAUCGGCAUGACGCUGUUCAACAAGUGGUUUUUACGGGUCUGGGCGGGCGGAGGCUACCCGUUCGCCACGACCAUGACGUGCAUCAACAUGUUUGUCAAGUGUCUGCUAUCCAGAAUCAUCGAUCGGUGCUCCAGUGGAGGCUGCAGUGGCAACGGGACGAUGAUGGCGCUCCCCUCGACUAUCUACUGGAAGCUGGCGGUUCCUAUUGGCGUGUGCACUGCCCUGGACAUCAUGCUGUCCAACCUGUCGCUGUUCUACAUCACGGUGACGUUCUACACCAUUGUGAAGUCCGGAGGGAACGUGUGGAAUUUGCUAUUCUCGAUCUGUCUCGGACACCAGCGCCCUUCCUGGCCCUUGUUCGGCGUCAUCGUGUUGAUCUCGAGUGGCAUUGGACUCGCGAGCUACGGGUCGGCCCAGUUUGUUUUUUACGGUUUUAUACUGGUAUUGGCGGCGUCGGUGAUCGGAACGCUGAGGUGGGUGCUGACCCAGUCGCUUUUACAGGCGAUGGAGGACACGACUGGCGCUCCGAGGAAUAAAGUGCUGGCUGUGGUGUACUACGUGUCACCGGCGAGUGCGAUCGGCCUGCUCCCGAUUGCGUUAUUCUCCGAGGGGAGCGACUACGCGACGUCGAGGUUUUUACUGGACUCGCAGCUUUUGAUGAUGUCGCUGGUGUUUAUCUUCAUCAGUGGAUGCCUGGCCUUUGUGCUGAUUUUCAUUGAGAUUCUGCUGGUCAAGAAAACGUCGGCACUGUCGUUGGGCAUUGCCGGUAGCUUCAAAGACGUCACACAGGUGCUGCUGGCAGUCUUCAUCUUUGGUGACCAGCUGAUCGCGAUAAAUGUGUUCGGUCUCGUUGUGGCCACUUGCGGAAUGCUCUUCUACACGUACAUCAAGCACACAAUGGCAGAGGCAGCAGGGGGGAAGCUCAAGGGAUACCAGCGAGUUCCCACCUUUAAUUCGGACCUGGAGGACAGCAGCGAUUUUCAGAUGAAAGAUGAGCGAGUCUCGGCAACAGGAACCAAGACUGUGGCAGGAGUAGAGCUGGUACGACGAGAGAGCAAGGACUUUAACUCAUCAGGCAUGGUCGCCAAUGCCUCUCAUGUGUGA